Molecule: messenger RNA, 702 nt
Organism: Penicillium angulare
Lineage: Eukaryota; Fungi; Ascomycota; Eurotiomycetes; Eurotiales; Aspergillaceae
Exons: 1
Coding region: 1-702 (233 amino acids)
Source: RefSeq, a predicted model, not a curated record
AUGGCAGAAAACAUCAAAUCUUCUCUGCGCGACUCCGCAGUGAUUGCUAUCAUUGACAUCUUUGGGAUAACUUACUUCUCUAUCUUCACCAUCCAAUGCCUUAUAUUUAACUUUCCUACAUCGACAGAAGAGAUUCUUCACUCAAUCGCUACGCUUCUUUUCGGGGCCAGUGUCGUCUCUUGGUGCUUCUUGAGCCUCGCCCACCGGACGAUGGUUGUUUUCAAAGACGCGAGAGCUCAAUUUUUGCAGAAGCUUGAGUUCGGAAGUAUUUUAUUCUUCGAAUUCGCGACAAGCCUUUCCUUUAUCAUACUCCAGUUCCCGGAUCACUCUACUCUUCAGCUGGGCUAUACCUGCACCCUGGUUGUGGUUUUUGCGGCGCAUCUGGUCGACCUGCUAGUGGAAACUGCAGAUUUCGCAAGGGCUACGAACAGGUUUCCGUAUCACUGUAUUGCUCUAGGUUUGAUUGGAAUGGUGCCUGUGAUUCAAGCUUUGACAGAUCCGGUUCAAGAUACUUCUCCGUUAGUGUCGGAGGUCAUUCGCCUAGUGGCUUACAAUCUUGUCGGGGUAGCGCAAUAUUUUGGGAGACCACUGGAGCGAAUAGGUCUUUUCAGUGGUUGGCAGCCUAGCCUAUACUCGAUGCAUGCUCUUUUGAUGUUCAGUGCGGUGCAUCUGUCGCGGCAACUUCUUAAGGCUACUCAAUAA